GACGAUAACUUCCCUGCUAGCUACUGGACCUGCGUAGUCCAUCUUGUUUGCUUAUUUUUACAAGAAAUUUCACGCUGAGCACGAAAUUUGAUGAUAUAUUCUAGUGUAGGAGAAUAGGAUACCAGGAAUAUUGACGAAUUGGGUUGCCAAACAGGAAAAAUGGCGCCUGUCGCCCGAGAUCAGAAGGCCAUUGUGCUGGACCAUAUCCAGUCCAACGAUGUGAUGAUCUUCAGCAAGAGCUAUUGCCCUUUCUGUGUGAAGGUAAAGGAACUCUUCAAUGGUAUGAACAUAAAAUACAAGGCACUGGAACUUGACCUCCAAGAUGAUGGAGCAGAACUUCAAGAAGCCCUUUUAAAGUUGUCUGGACAGAAAACAGUUCCUAAUGUUUAUAUCAAAGGAACUCAUAUAGGUGGAUGUGAUGAUACAUUUGCAGCUAAAUCAAAUGGAAAAAUAAAUCACCUUCUAAAUGUAAACUCAUAUGAUUAUGAUCUCAUUGUGAUUGGUGGGGGUUCCGGAGGCCUUGCUGCUUCUAAGGAAGCAGCUGUACUGGGCAAGAAAGUAGCUGUUUGUGACUUUGUGAAACCGACCCCAAAGGGAACAACAUGGGGUGAGUAUCACAUGUAGAAGAAAAGUAGCCAA
Molecule: messenger RNA, 639 nt
Organism: Lytechinus variegatus (green sea urchin)
Lineage: Eukaryota; Metazoa; Echinodermata; Echinoidea; Temnopleuroida; Toxopneustidae
Product: glutaredoxin-like
Exons: 4
Coding region: 160-624 (154 amino acids)
Biological process (GO): cellular response to oxidative stress
Cellular component (GO): cytoplasm
Molecular function (GO): glutathione disulfide oxidoreductase activity
Source: RefSeq, a predicted model, not a curated record